GUUCGGCAUCUUGUCUUCCAAGGGGCCCAGGUAUCCCUUUUCCCGUUCUCACCCAGAGGGGCGAGCCAGAGCCGCGCUGGAAACCCAGUUUCCUGCCUUGUGGCUCUGUUUGUCUUGGACUUUUAUCAAGGAGGAGCAGGGCGGAAAGUUCUACGUGCGGGCGGAGAUGUCAAGCACAGCCCCCUGGCCUUUCUCCCAGCUGAACGGCUCCGAUAAGUAAGUGGGCAGGCCUUGAGCCCCGAGACCCACAGACACACUUGGAUGACUUUACAGAAAUCAUUCGGCCGGUCUCUCCGAGGGCUCUGACUAGCUCCGGAUGCGCCCCCUCCCAGCACCGCGGACAUGGCCAACCAGACCAACGCCUCCACCCUGUACGACAGCUACGAAUACUACUUGGACUAUGUGGACCUCAUUCCCGUGGAUGAGAGGAAGCUGAAAGCCAACAAAUAUCUGAUUGUCAUUGCCUUCUGGGUGAGCCUGGCAUUUUUCGUCAUGCUUCUCUUCCUCAUCCUGCUCUACAUGUCCUGGUCAGGGUCCUCGCAGGUGAGGAACAACGCCCAGCACCACCCAAUACGCCCCUGGAGUCGCAGCCUCAACCUCCCGCUCUGCGUCCGGACACCCCACAGGCUCCCCCGGGCUCGGGCAAGGAGCCAGGCAGCAGAGCAUCCCGCCCUGAGUGGUGGCUGCGGACGGGAGCCCCUCCGCCCUGCCCCACCUGCCCCGCAGACCCACCCUGCUCUCUUCUGGGAGCCGGGUCUCGAUGGGGACCCCCCACAGCAGCAGCUGACAACAGGGACGAGGAGGGGGGACCCCUCCCGGGAGACAGAACCUCAACUGUAGCCUGAGCACCAGCAAACGCCUGCUGAACUCAAACCAACCCGGACACACAAGUGCCUUUGAAAAGCCUGCUUACGUGUAGCAGGAAGCGUGACUGGGUCAAGAUACGCUGUACAAGGGGGCACCGGCAUGCAUCAUCCAGGGCCUGCAGCAGCCCAGCUAGCACGGGGAAGUAGCCCCAGAUGUUGCGGAUUUUUAGUGCAUUUCACCAGCAUACUUACUCCUUAUGCACUUUGGGAAGGGCAAAAAAAUAA
Molecule: messenger RNA, 1091 nt
Organism: Prionailurus viverrinus (fishing cat)
Lineage: Eukaryota; Metazoa; Chordata; Mammalia; Carnivora; Felidae
Gene: MRAP
Product: melanocortin 2 receptor accessory protein
Biological process (GO): regulation of adenylate cyclase-activating G protein-coupled receptor signaling pathway; protein localization to plasma membrane
Cellular component (GO): endoplasmic reticulum; plasma membrane
Molecular function (GO): type 4 melanocortin receptor binding; type 3 melanocortin receptor binding; signaling receptor regulator activity
Source: RefSeq, a predicted model, not a curated record